GUCAGUAUUCUUAUGAAAGUGUGUUUUUCUCAAAGGCCCCGAGCUUAUCUCCCUUAUUACAGGUAGAUAAAUCGGAAAAUGUAAAGAUGAGUGUCUGUGUUAGCGUAACAAAGAUAUUGAGAUAGAGAGAGACAGAGGGAAUGGAUAAUUGAGACCCAGAUGUAUAUAGACCGGAUAGGUUCCAUAUCGACAGUUCUUUUUUUUUCUUGUAUAUAUAUAUACACUCACAUAUUUAUUCUCUUUUUAUUACUUAUAACAUGGUAUCACAUUCUAAGGUAGCCAUUGUUGGUGCCGGUGCCGUAGGAGCAUCCACAGCCUAUGCUCUCAUGUUUAAAAACAUUUGCUCAGAGAUUCUUAUUGUCGAUAUCAAUCCCGAAAUUGUUCAAGCACAGGUACUUGAUUUAGCGGAUGCAGCAAGCGUAAGUCAUACGCCAAUUCGAGGGGCAAGCACUGAAGAAGCUGGUCAAGCAGACAUCAUUGUCAUCACUGCCGGUGCUAAGCAAAAGGAGGACGAGCCGCGUACACAACUAAUCGAACGUAACUAUCGUGUGUUGAAGAACAUUAUUGGUAGUAUGCAACCUAUUCGGCCAGAUGCUAUCAUACUGUUGGUUGCUAAUCCAGUCGACAUAUUGACACAUAUCGCUCAAAGAUUAUCUGGGCUGGAACCCAACCAGGUAAUUGGCUCUGGUACCUACCUUGAUACAACACGACUUUGUGUUCACCUUGGUGAGAUAUUUGAUGUUAAUCCGCAGUCGAUCAAUGCUUUCGUCCUGGGAGAACAUGGUGAUUCACAGAUGAUUGCUUGGGAAGCAGCUACGAUCGGAGGACAGCCACUGACGUCUUUUCCAGAGUUUCAAGAACUUGAUAAACAAGCCAUUUCUAGAGCAAUAUCCGGUAAGGCGAUGGAAAUCAUUCGAUUAAAGGGUGCAACAUUUUACGGUAUUGGCGCUUGUGCUGCAGACUUGGUUCAUACCAUCAUGCUGAAUAAAAAGUCAGUGCAUCCGGUAUCAGUUUAUGUAGAAAAGUAUGGGGUCACAUUCUCUAUGCCGGCUAAGCUUGGUUGGAAGGGAGUAGAAAAGAUAUAUGAGAUUCCAUUAAGUGAAGAAGAGGAGACGUUGCUUUUAGAGUCUGUAAAGGCGCUCCAAGAGAUAGAACGCUUAUAUUGACUAGAAAAGAAGAAGGUACACUUGUGCUCUAUAUCUUGACUAAAAGAAAUAAACCAAUAAUGUGUUUUGUUACAAUUUGAUUUUCUAUCAUUAUGUCAACAUGUUAUUAAAAUAUGAUGACGCAUACAUAUUAAGCCUAUUUUAGCGAGUAAAAUAGAUUUAAUUAAACGUUUUUAUGAUAAAACUGCUCUUGUAGGAAAAAAAAAGUAUGAUGCAAAAGGGUCUGUCCUCUCUCUUCAACUACGUGUGACUACGAAAUCUGUAAGUCUGAGGUUAAUUUUGAUUACUCUGAAAAAAAAAAAAAAA
Rhizopus microsporus ATCC 52813 is the source of this 1472-nucleotide messenger RNA. RefSeq names its product lactate dehydrogenase B. The coding region runs from base 258 to 1166 and encodes 302 amino acids. The record is from RefSeq and is a predicted model, not a curated record. Lineage: Eukaryota; Fungi; Mucoromycota; Mucoromycetes; Mucorales; Rhizopodaceae. Gene Ontology annotation, molecular function: L-lactate dehydrogenase (NAD+) activity. The transcript has a single exon. Gene Ontology annotation, cellular component: cytoplasm. Gene Ontology annotation, biological process: carboxylic acid metabolic process.